GCCGCUGUGCCUUACUUUCUGUUGCCAGUCUACUCCUCUUAACGUCUUCACUUCUACAAAAACACACUGGCAUCUGAAGAGUUUUGCUCUUGGGACGCAGCAUCCUGUGUGCUAAAAGCAGCGAUGACAAGCGGCUUGAUUGUGCGCAUUGGUGGACACACCUUAUUGGCAUGAGCCGCCCGCGUACCUGGCGUGGGAUGCAACGAGUUUGCGCAUCUUCACUGCCUACGUUGCGCUAACUCGUACAAGCCGUGUCCUUCGCAGUGCAUUGUCCUCUCGUAUCGACGUGGCUAGUUCAGUGACUUUGAGGAGCAUACUGAACGACAUUUUGGCUUCAUACUUUUUUUAUUUUUGUGAUAACGACCUGCAGUGCUUCUUGCCAAGGCCAGCACAGGCUAGAUAAAUGACAGGUGCAAGACUGUUCUUAUGGAUCCUGAGACUUAGCAAGACCCACAAUUGUCCAACCAAAGACGUGGGCACUGAUUUGUCUGCACUCACAGGAAGGUGAUGGUGGCUUCUCCUUUUGUGCCACUUAAAAGCAUGUCUAACACUCACUUCCUUGGACGACAACAUCCUCAUUCUCAAGUAUACAACCUCACUCCUGUAAAUGAGCUGCUAUGUAUGAAUGGUACUCCAUGGAUCUUCUAUGUCUUGGAAGAGUGUGUGGAAACUGUAUGGGAAUAUUACAGUAUCAUCAUAGGACUGAUAUCUAUGGCCUGCUUCCUUCUUGCCAUAUUACCUCAGCUGUAUGAGUCCUAUCGAAAUGGAAGAGCAGAUGAGGCCCUUUCCCAGGGAUUUUUAUUGUGCUUAUUAGGUGGUGACCUUAACAAUUUUGCUGGUUGCUACUUAACUAAUCAGUUGCCAAUCCAGCUGGUUACAGCAAUAUCUUAUGUCUGCAUGGAUAUAAUUAUGAUCUCACAGUUCCUUUAUUAUAAGCUUCAGAAUCAGAAGUCCCAAAAAUCUUCUAUUUUGCAGUGGGUUUGUUUCUUUUGGGUUGCCUCUUGUGUAAUGGUAGCUGUGCUGUUAUCUGAACUGCUGCUGAAACUGCAAAUUACCAAUAAUUUAAAUACACAGAUGCACUCAAUUGAUCUGAUGAAAAUCUUUGGAUAUGUUUGUGGCUAUAUAUCCAGCAUAUUCUACCUUGGCUCACGUUUUCCACAGUUAUAUAAAAAUUUUAAAAGAAAAUCUACAGAAGGUACAUCUUACUAUUUAUUUGCACUAGCCAUGAUGGGCAAUGGCACUUAUGGGCUGAGUUUGGUGGUAAAACUGCCAGGUCUGAAGGAGCCAACACACAUCUUCAUAACUAAACAUUUGGCUUGGCUUAUUGGCAGCUUUGGAGUAUUGUUUCUUGACUUUUUUAUGACUGCACAGUUUGUUCUGUACCGUAACCAUAAGAACACUGGACUAAAUUUGGUGGCACUGGAAAAAGUUCCUGAAGUGCAGCCCCUUCUUUGUGAUGAAGACACUGUUUAAAAAUGUGAACUUAUUCCUCUUAUUGUUCUUUUUAUUUUAUUACAGUCUAGCUAAUUUAAGUGUAACUACUUUUUUGUCUCUUGGUAUAUUUUAAUUUUCCUUGCAUCCAUGUCUAUAUAAUUUCCAUUGCUUACUUUGAAUAUUUUGAAACUUGAAAUAUAUAAUUAGUGCAAAUUUCUUUACAAUUUGGUUAUUUUCAUUCUUUAUUUUGAAAACAUUUUGAAAAUUUAUUUAAUAUUUAAAAUGAAAUAUCAAAGCUAGAUUAUUUGUAUGACAUUUGUAUAAUUUUUGACCUUUCAAGCUUGUAAAUGAAAAUAACAGGCCCCAUCAGUUCAGUUGGUCAUAUUAACUAAGAUUUCAAGGUUGUUAUUUACCUUAGAAUUGUAACAUGCUAUUGCACAGUUCUGGAACUCACUUCAGAGAAUUCAAUAGCGCAUUGUCUGCCUAUAUAUUUUUUUUAAACAUAUCGGUUAUAAUUAAAAGAGAAAUUGCUUUGUUACAGAUUGUAUGGACUUCGUAAAUAAAUGAAACAAUAUAUAUUUUUGAAAAUACAAACUAUUUUUUCUUUUAAAAUUUGAACUUCCUAGUUUUUUCUACAAUUUGUCUGCAUUUCGGCAUAUCUACUCUAGACUGUGAGCAGGUAAAUGAUAGAAAUGUUUCAUUGUGUCUGGAAGAACUUCUUUAACUAAGCCAUACUUUUUUUUAAAUGCACUUAAAUUUUGUAUUUUUGAGAAUACAAAGUCUUAUUUUAAUAAACUGUACAGAAAAUACUCUAAUUCUGUUUGCACAAGAAAAUAAAGUACAUUAAUAAGGCAGUUAAAUGCUCUAUUUAAAUAUAGCAUUUUGCAAAUGUGCAGUUUCAUAAUAAUAUUUUCUAAAUAAUAUUUUCUGGUAUUCGUGAAUAUUUUCCCUAUGAAAUGUAGUAGACGUUCUAUUGAUUAUUAAUUAACAUCAGAGUUUUUGGGGUAUUGUUGAGCUUUAGAUCAAAGCCUCUGGAAAUUUCUUUUUCCCUUUUUCUUAAAUAUACAAAUUGUUUAUAAAGUAAACAAAAUCCUUGUUGCUAAAUAUGUCAUUGUUAGAUGAUAUAGUAGUACUGUUAUUGUUAAAAGCAAAACUAUGUUUCAUUUAGGAAAUUAAAGAUGGUACCUUUGACUGUAACCAUCAAUCUAUGUGAUGUUUUACUAUCAAACCUAGGUAUGUUAUUUACUAAAUAAUAAUAUAGAAUUGCUGUGUACAUUUACAUCAUGUUUACUGUAGAUGUUGUCUUCCUGCCAUAAAUAACUUUGCACAGCUAAAUGUGCUGACUAAUUUUGCAAAUGUUGGACCACUUUUGAAUUAUGUUGCAGCAAUUUUAAAGUAUGUGGUUGUUGGUGAUAUAAAAUUGUGCACAGCGUCCAUGCCAUUGGUGUGGUUUUUUAACUUAACAAUUUUACUAAAUGCCAGAUUAUGCUAAUUUUAAUGUAUUUUAAAAUGUCUAUUUGGGGGAACUAAGAAUGUAAAAAUUACUUUUAAAAAUAUAUUCCUAGUUUACUUUUUUGUAAAUAAAUAUAAA
Molecule: messenger RNA, 3025 nt
Organism: Erpetoichthys calabaricus (reedfish)
Lineage: Eukaryota; Metazoa; Chordata; Cladistia; Polypteriformes; Polypteridae
Product: lysosomal amino acid transporter 1 homolog
Exons: 8
Coding region: 508-1473 (321 amino acids)
Source: RefSeq, a predicted model, not a curated record